UUGGAGAACCCGAGCUGUUGUUGCAGUCGACCUCGAAUCGCUUCAGGACUUUCAGCUCAAGGACGUAGACUGUGUUGCUAGCGGCUUGCAGCGGAGGGCUGAGAGUUGUUGAUGCCAAAGGUCUGGUAUGUAUGUGAGGGACGAUGGCUGAAAAGGAAGGAGAAUAUAACUCAUUGAUCGAUGCCAUAUUGACCAAAUAUGGAAACAUGGAAUCUGGUCUUCAUGAUAUGGGAGAUGUAAAGGUCUAUUUCAGUGCUCCUGCAAAGAAAUCACAACCAACGCAAGAUGACACAAGAGAUCUAAAGCUUCCUAAUAUCUUGGUCCUGAAUAGAUGCAAGAUCCAGAGAGCUGGAGAUGAAGAAAAGCUGGCUGAGCUCUGUAAAUGUGUUCAAGAGCUUGACUUGGCUGAGAAUGCUCUAGAUAACUGGCAAGAGGUUGUGAAUAUCACCAGUAAGCUCCCGAGUCUAGAGUUCAUCAACCUCAGCUCAAAUCCAUUACACCUGGCCCCACCCCUAGAAACCCCCUUAGCAAACACAAGAAGUCUAGUCAAUAUGGAUAAUGUACAGCGACUGGUUUUGAAUAAUACCAAACUAUGUUGGGAAUCUAUACAUAGUCUUCUCACUGUUAUGCAGAGAUUAAAGGAGCUUCAUCUAAGUCUGAACGAGUUGAGCAACGUCACUCCAGGAGACUGCACUCACGGGAACCUGAAACUCCUUCAAUUCAAUAACAAUCAAGUCAGAGACUGGCAGGAUGUUGAGAAACUAGGUACUAUGUUCCCCGAACUUGAAACACUUAUCCUCAUGGAAAACCCUAUCACGACAUUAGGCAGUAAUCCCGGAGAUGCAUUCCCAAACCUCAAGGUUUUAUGCCUCAGCGAGACGUUAGUCGAUUCGUGGGACGAACUGGAUAAGUUGAAUGAAUUUCCCUCUCUGACGGAAGCCCUGGUCAAGGGCAUCCCAUUGCUGUGUGUGACGGGGAAGGGGGAUAAGGCAGAGAAGCAGAUUAGGCAGCUGGUUGUCGCUAGGUUGGGCAAGCUGGAGCGACUGAAUAGGAGCGUUAUUACAGAGACGGAGAGGGAGCAAGCGGAGAGAAUGUUCAUUAGGAAGUUUAGAGAUGGUGAUGAAAGACCUACAAGGUAUGAUGAACUGAUCGCUAAACACGGGAACAUCCAAGAGCUAGCCAAGGUGGAUCUGUCCCCACGCACUACAUACGACUGUAAGAUCUCCUACGAUAACAAAUCCUACGACAUCACCAUCAACGUCAAGGACAACGUUCGACAACUCAUCAAGCAAAUCAGCGCCAUCAUCGGUCUCCCACCAAACAAGUUCCGCGUGUACUUCGCAUCCACCGACCCAUCCCACUUGUAUAAUAACGACUGGUUUAGAUACCCUAAUAGGCUUUUACAUAAUUACAAGAUUAGCGAUGGUGAUACUUUUCUCAUUGAGUGCCCGUCAUAGGGUAUAUGCAUUAAUUGCUUAUCAAGGACAGUGUUCUGAAGGUAAAUUGCCAAAUCAUCUACUGCUCACUCGUCCACUCAUCACAUGGUCUAUCUUCCUUUAGUCUAAUGCCAUUCCGUCCAUCAACAUUUCGUCUCACAACCAU
Molecule: messenger RNA, 1602 nt
Organism: Lytechinus variegatus (green sea urchin)
Lineage: Eukaryota; Metazoa; Echinodermata; Echinoidea; Temnopleuroida; Toxopneustidae
Product: tubulin-specific chaperone cofactor E-like protein
Exons: 7
Coding region: 144-1457 (437 amino acids)
Source: RefSeq, a predicted model, not a curated record